ACUUCCGGUUCUACUUUACACCAGUUAGUUACUCGCUCACUUUUUUCUCUCUCCUUUUAAGCCUUGCUAUUGUGGGAGGCUCAGAGGAGUUGGCGUCCAAGUCGGCCUACUUCUUCCAGGCGUAGCCGCUCAGCGUCGGUCACGUCCGGCCCAUGGCGCCUAUGCUCGACAGGAACGCGGAGGCGGCGGCGGUAGCGGGCAAGAGGCGAGGUCGCGGCCCCGGAGCGGCGGUCAGCAUCGGCGGGAAGAGUGUGUCCGGUAAUGGAAUCAGCAGCCGGGGCUGCUGGGAAGAUGGAAGUUCAGGCUGCAGUAGUGACGACGAGAACGGUGGAGGGAUGCGGGUCGGAUCGCAAUAUCAAGCCGUGGUUCCAGAUUUUGACCCGGAGGUGGCGAAGGCGUGCCAGCUUUCUCAUAGUGUGGGCUUGUUGGUGUGGAGUCCCAGCAACAGUGUUCAGCAGAGUCAACUUGACGAAUACAUCACCAUCGCCAAAGACAAACAUGGAUACAACAUGGAACAGGCCCUGGGCAUGCUGUUCUGGCACCAGCACGACGUGGAGAAAUCGCUGGCCGACCUGCCCAACUUCACGCCGUUUCCCGACGAGUGGACGGUGGAGGACCGCGUCCUGUUCGAGCAGGCCUUCAGCUUCCACGGGAAGAGCUUCCACCGCAUCCAGCAGAUGCUGCCUGACAAGUCCAUGGCCAGCUUGGUGCGCUUUUACUACUCAUGGAAGAAAAGCCGCAACAGAAGCAGCCUGAUGGAGAGGCAGAGCCGCAAAGUCAAGCGAGAGCGAGACGACAGCGACGAUGAUGGUCAGGAGCAUCACGCCAGCGAUCCCGAGUCCGGUCAUGCUCAAGAAGACAGCAAGGAGGGAGCGGAGCGUUCUGAGCCGAAAGCUGCCGCGGGACUCAAAUCGUCAGGUGUCAAAGGUGCCCACCGGGCCAAGACCCGCCCCCCCAGAGGAAUGUUCCUGAAGCAGGAGGACGUGAUCUCGCUGUCCAGCUCCUGCGCUCACAGCGUCCUACGCCAGCUGGACGUUCAACUGACCGCCGCCAAGCGACAGGUCCAGAGCAUCAAGCAGUCCAACAGCGCUCUCAAGGAGAAACUGGACUCCGGAGUGGACCAAUUCCGACAACCUGAGGUGAGCAGUAAAGUGAAUGGUCGCUGGAGCUCGGAUGAGCAGCUUCUGGCGGUUCAAGCCAUCAGGAAGUACGGGCGAGACUAUCAGGCCAUCUCAGACGUGAUCGGCAACAAGUCGGUCGUGCAGGUAAAGAACUUCCUGGUCAACUACCGCCGCCGCUUCAACUUGGACCAGGUGCUGCAGGAGUGGGAGGCAGAGAAUGGCGUGGAGGGCGAAGCUGCGCCCGACGACGACAAGAUGGAGGCGGUGGGGCCCGGCGAGGAAGAUGCAGAUGACCAGCUGACUCCGCCGGCCGCAGACCUUUGACCCCGUGUUAAUGUGUGUGGAUGUUUGACUGCGCCCUCUAACUUUGCUUUUUUUUUUUCUUGAAAAAUUGUUUCAAUUUGACUUGUGAACUUUAUCUGUUGCCAUGGCAAAAUUACUUUAGAACCUAAACGGAGCUGCCAUAGUUUAAUUAAAUCAAUCUGAAAGGAGCUCACUUUUCAUUUUAUUUUUAUGGUGAGGUUUUUGAGCCAAUCAGAACAUCUCAUGAUGUUUAAUUGCUAUUUUUAAAAUAAAAUAACUGCCAUAGUUUUACUCAA
Messenger RNA from Syngnathus typhle (broad-nosed pipefish), 1720 nucleotides. It is a transcript of the gene rcor1, whose product is annotated as REST corepressor 1. The transcript is spliced from 13 exons. The record is from RefSeq and is a predicted model, not a curated record. Gene Ontology annotation, molecular function: transcription corepressor activity. Gene Ontology annotation, biological process: negative regulation of DNA-templated transcription; regulation of transcription by RNA polymerase II. Bases 153 to 1445 code for a protein of 430 amino acids. Lineage: Eukaryota; Metazoa; Chordata; Actinopteri; Syngnathiformes; Syngnathidae. Gene Ontology annotation, cellular component: histone deacetylase complex; transcription regulator complex.